Neoarius graeffei (lesser salmon catfish) is the source of this 2503-nucleotide messenger RNA. RefSeq names its product drebrin-like b (gene dbnlb). Bases 93 to 1493 code for a protein of 466 amino acids. Gene Ontology annotation, biological process: regulation of actin filament polymerization; positive regulation of dendritic spine morphogenesis; positive regulation of axon extension. Gene Ontology annotation, molecular function: actin filament binding. The transcript has 15 exons. Lineage: Eukaryota; Metazoa; Chordata; Actinopteri; Siluriformes; Ariidae. The record is from RefSeq and is a predicted model, not a curated record. Gene Ontology annotation, cellular component: postsynaptic density; cortical actin cytoskeleton; dendrite.
UGUCAGCGCUUCCGGUAGGCGUGUCUCCGCGCUGUGGUGCCCGAGUCUCGCUGCGCUUUCGGUUCAGGACUCGCUUUAUUUCUGAUCUUGUGAUGGCGGUGAAUUUGAGUAAAAACGGUGCCGCGCUCACAGCCGCAUAUAAAGAGGUGGUGGAUGAAAAAUCCGAGACCAACUGGGCCUUGUUCACCUACGAGGGAAACACCAAUGAUAUCCGGCUGGCUGAUAAAGGGGAGGGAGGCCUGGAGGAGCUGGUGGAGGAGUUGAACAGUGGGAAGGUGAUGUACGCAUUCUGCCGGGUCGAAGACCCCAACUCCGGCCUCCCUAAAUACGUCCUGAUCAACUGGACUGGCGAGGGUGUGAAAGACGCCAGGAAAGGACUGUGUGCCAACCAUGUUAGCUCCAUGGCUAAUUUUCUGAAGGGAGCACACGUGACUAUAAACGCUCGUGCAGAGGAGGACGUGGAACCCGACUCCAUCAUACAGAAAGUGGCCAAGGCUUCAGGAGCCAAUUACAGUUUCCACAAAGAGUCCAACCGCUUCAGAGACAUGGGACCUCAGGGGCCUGUGGGUUCUGUGUAUCAGAAGACCAAUGCAAUGUCCGAAAUCAAGAGAACCAACAAGGAUAACUUCUGGGCACAGGCGGAGAAAGAUGAGGAGAAGCGCCGGCAGGAGGAGAAGAAGAAGGUGGAGGAGGAGCGGCAGCAGCUGGAGAAGGAGAGGAAAGAUCGGGAGGUGAAGGAGGCUGCGCUGAGGGAGAAGGCGGCCAGAGAGAGGGCCUCGCAGAUCGACGAGCAGAGGAGGUACCAAGAGCAGCUCGAGAGUCAGCAGAGGAAACAGCAGGAAGAGGAGGAGCCGCCCGCCAGACCCAAAGGCUAUAAGAGUGCAGAAUCAGUGGAAAAAGCCCAUGAGGCUGCUGCUCUCAUCUCCCAACGUUCUUUGAACCCCAGAGAAAUGUUCCAGCAGAGAGAGAGGGGCGUGGCAGCCAGCAGCACAGACAACACACCAUCCAGCCCACAGCCUGGGCGAUUGAAAAGCCCUUUUCUGUCAAGGCAGCCUUAUGAGCCUGAGCUGUCUCGCUCUCCUGUACGCCAAGCCUCACCUGUACGAACCAGAGAAACCAGAGUUGUGGAGUCUCACACUGAUUACGAGGAACCAGAAGCUGAUGAGGAGUACGAAGAUGUGGAGGCGGUCAGUGAUCAGUACACUUCUCAUGUGGAACAGCAGCAGGAUGGAACAGUAACAGAGCCGGAGAACCUUUAUGAGGAACCACCGCAGCAGGAGGAGCAGAACCUUUAUGAAGACUCGAACCCUGUUGAUCGUGGUACCUGUGCUCGAGCACUGUACGACUACCAGGCAGCUGAUGACACAGAGAUCUCCUUCGACCCGGACGACAUCAUUACCGGCAUCGAAAUGAUCGACGAAGGCUGGUGGCGAGGCUACGGUCCAGACGGCCAUUUUGGAAUGUUCCCAGCCAAUUAUGUCGAGCUCCUCUAAGCAGCGCCGCCGCGUCCAAUAACAUCUGGGCAAUGUCGACUUUGUCCCACCCACUUUUAGUCACAUAGGGAAAUGGGUCCAUUAGAUAAGUUGGACAGACUGAAACAAAACCACUGAUCAAUGAAAGAAAAGAAGCCCAAGGAAACUGUUAUAGAGUCAACUUUUUUUUUUUCCUUCAACAUUCCUUUAAACACGUUAAUACUGUGCUCACUGGCUUACAAAAGAAUGGUCUGUGUGUGUCAUGGAGUCAAUAGUUGGUGUUAUUUUAUAAUCUUAACCUCGAAUAUUCUGUGGCUCACGUCAGUGUUUGUGUUUUUAUCUUCCUGUAAUGUUCCUGGACCAAUUCCUGUUUGAGAGAUGAUCGAGUUUCAGUAUCAGUGGAAAUAAAAAUGGUUAUUAGGAUUAGAGAGAGAUUUCCUUCUGACGUGAGCUCUGAGGUCUGGGUUUUUUGCCUUGUUUUUGCCUUUUCUGCACAUUUUGGAGCAGUGAAACUCCUCCGCUGAUGAUCUGAACACCGGUGCUCGAGGAAACCUGAUCACUAGUCUGAUUAUUUUCCUGCAUUUCUUAGCAUUUAAGGAGCUGAACUAAUCCUGCACACCUUCUCACAGCCUUAUCACAGUCUGCUCUGAAAUGUGGAAAUACUAUAAUACUGUGAUGUUCAUUUUUCUUCUUUAAGUUUCAGGGAACAAUCGUAAACUAAUUUUUUUUCCUCCCCCCCUCCUUUGGCUGCCCUUUGCAUUUCCAGUUAUUUUUUUCCUUUCUUUAAAAAAAAAUAAUAAUAAUUUACACUGCAUUUUCAGUUUGCGCAGCUCUUGAAAAGCCCCAGGGUUUGUUUGCUGUGAAGGCUGUGCCAAUAGGAGUGUGACUGAGUGAAAACAUUGAUUUAUUUUUUAAACUUUAACAUUAGAUUGUAUGGAAGAAGAUCGUGUGACCACCAGUGGGAACGUGGUUCCUUCAGAUUAUUGUGAUCUUUAAUCAGAACGAUGAAAUAAAGGAAGUGAAAAUGCAAA